AUCGCCCACGAUAAGUACGCGGGGGCUGUUGCACGUCUGGUUGUAGACCGCGGGAUGGCGGGACCGCGUGAGUGCGGCAAGGGCGAGGCUCCCUGGAAGAAGAUGUCUAAAGAGGAGCUGGAGACUCAGUACUUGCCCAGCAGAUGGGUCGUCAGGCUGGGAGCAGAGGAAGCCCUGAGGACCUACUCACAGAUGGGAGACAAGGCCACCAAGAGGGCCCGGGCCACCACAAGGAGCCUGCUGGAUGUCCCCUACGGAGACAGCGAAGGGGACAAACUGGACAUUUACUUUCCCAAGGACGCAUCUGGAGCGCUGCCUUUCUUCACGUUCAUUCACGGCGGGUACUGGCAGAGCGGAAGUAAAGACACAUCGGCCUUCAUGGUCAACCCGCUCACAGCACAGGGAGUAGCCGUGGUGAUACUGGCUUAUGACAUUGCCCCCAAAGGCACCCUGGACCACAUGGUAGACCAGGUGACCCGGAGCAUCGCGUCCGUCCAGAGGCGGUAUCCAUGCAACGAGGGGAUUUACCUGUGCGGACACUCAGCGGGGGCCCACCUGGCCGCCAUGAUGCUCCUGGCCAACUGGACUGAACACGGAGUCACACCCAACCUCAGAGGCUUUUUCCUGGUCAGUGGGACCUAGGACCUGGAGCCCAUUGUGCACACUCCUUUGAAUGCCCCGCUCCUCAUGACCCCGGAGGAUGCUCAGAGAAACAGCCCGCAGCGGCGCCUGGAGGUGGCCCCGAAGCAGCCCGUGGAUGCGGCCUACCCCAUACUGGUGAUUGUGGGCCAACACGACGCCCCCGAAUUCCACCGGCAGUCCAGAGAGUUUUAUCAGUCCCUCCCCACUGUCACUCCGAGGAGGGUGGAAAGCCUCGCGUUCGAAGAACUCCACAACGUGGAUCACUUUGAAAUCAUUUGGAAACUAACCCAGAAGGACUACGUGCUCACGCAGAUUAUUUUGAAAACAAUCUUCCAGAAGUACUGACGGCCCCUGAAUCCCAGCUGGCGUGCACCCGACUUGUGAAGCUUCUCCAGGGAGCCUGACUGCUCCUUCCCCCUCCCGCCAGCCGCUGCUUCCUUGGUGGCCGGUUGCGCCUCGGUUUGUCCACCCGCCCUGGCAAGGGUCCACUCUUCCAAUCACUCUGGGCUCCACAACCGUGCCCUGGCUUGGAUCGAGUGGCUUCGAUCAAAAAAUGACAGCUCCUAACCGUACAUACAUUUCCCUCCGGCUCGCUGCCCACAAGCCUUUUAAAACAGUUGAGAACGAACUGGAAAGAAAUAUUAUUUUAUGACAUGGAAAACCUAUAUAAAAUUCAAAUUUCAGCAUCCAUAUUAAAGUUUGAUUGGAGUUCAGCCACGUUCAUUCAUUUACGAAUCAUCUGUGGUGGCUUUUGAGCUACAACGGCAGAAUUAGGAAGUCGUAUCGGAGAUUAAGCUAAAAUAUUUAUCUGAUUCUUUUCAGAAAAGUUUGCAGACCCUUUUGUAAGAGAAUCCUGAACUAGUUUUUGUUCUAUCUUUUGCUUCAUUCCGUUGUCCAUUCUGUCGUGGGCGACACCUGAUAUUUGGGUCUGUCCCUGAAAGCCUGGGGUGUUAGGCUCAGGCUAACACCUUGACUGUGACGGGACAACGACAUGCACAGGAGGCAAGCUUCCUCUGUCCCUCCCCGCCAGGGGUGUAUACAAUUCCCAAGGAGCCAUCCACCACCCACUACCCCCCCCGACCCCCCACACUCCGAAUAGCUAGCAGUUCAAGAAUGAUUGCUUAUAGCAAAACAGGAACUAGCCUAAAUAUUCAUCAGUAAAGAAUAAGUACAUCUGACCACUAUGUGGCCAUUGGAAAGAGAUCUAUUUCACCACGUGGGAAAUCUCCAAGACAUAGAAUUACCCGACAAAAGCAAGAUGCCCAAUGAUACAGUACCACCUCGGUGACGUUAGCUAAUAUACACUCACCAAACUCCGUGUUUCUGAGCGUGCUCACGCAUGUGUGAACGGACAAGGUCAGGGAGGACCCACACCUAACGCCUUGGGUGGGGAAGUGGAGCUGGGAACCCAGGAGCGGAGUGUUGGCUUCUUCUGGAUUCUUCGAAUCUUUUAGGAUACGAAUGUAAUGAGUAUUUAGCUGUAGCCUGUAAUUUGAAACAUUAAAAUAUUCAACAAGCCUUUAGGAUGCAGGCAAAUGAGAAUGAUAGUAUGGAUGUAAUUUGAAUCCAUUCUAGAUUUUUAAGGGACACACAUGGCUCACAAACUGUAGGACUUCAUUUAAUAUUGUGACAUUCCUGUGGGACAACUUGGGCUGCUGGCAGGAAACCCUGGUCACCAAAGCUGGGUUGAGAAUUGCUCCCUUAGGUUAUGGCCUUUUAAGGCAAAAUGCCUUAAGGUAAGCAAGGGACGGAAUGAAAGUGUGUCAUUGCUGCGUGACUCUUCACUUAAGGAUAUAUAUAGACAUGGAGAUACGGGCCUAUGAUGUUCUACGCAUAGUGUCUAGAUAGGAAAAAGAUGGAUACAAGUUAACAGCAGUUAACCUACAGGGUGAAACCGUGGGUAAUUUUAAUUUUCUUCCUUUUACCUAAUAUAAAUUUUUAUAUUACUAUAAAUAUUUUAACUGACUAUAAAAGUCUCCUUAAAAAUAGGCUGUGAAUUAGAUAACCGAUCAAUGUGAAUUUUCCUCAUUUUGACACUUGUUCUGUGAUAAGGUGAGAGAAUGAAAUAUUUAGAGGUAAAGAAGCAGGAUGCGUUCAACUAACACUUAGAUGGGUCAGGUAAAAAUAUACAUACGUGUACGUGUAUGUGACACACACGCACGUAUGGAGAGAGAGAGAAAAUGAGAAUGACAAACAGGCCAAAUGUAAACCAGUUAGAAAAUCUGGGCAAAGGGUAUUCCUUGUACUGUUCUUGCGACUUUAAUUUAAAAUGGUAAAAUAAAAAGUUAUCCAGUAGCUGUGAUAUUGAAAGAACAGACACCGGCAGGCCCGCGUGAGGCUGGAGGGCUGCUGAGGCCUCGCGUUCUGCCAUCUGCCCAGUCCCGUGGCUCAGGAAGUGACCGGAACACCCUGUUCUGCCACAGGCUCAGGACGCAUAGUUUUUUCCCCCCGAUAGGCUUCAGGAUUUACUCCUGCUGGGGCACCUUCUUUGCCCUGGUCGUUCCCUGCUCUCCUGUAGGUUUGCCAUCAUGGUAGCCCUGCUCUGCCCGUCCCCCUUCCCCAGAAGGCAGUUGUCCAGGACACCCAGGUCCGGGCGGUCAGCCUUAUCCUUAGGCCUGGGACUUAGAGCUCCUUCCUUCCUCCUUUUCCCUGUCCCCUUGCUUUUCGAGCUCAUCUGGAGUCUUCCGCAUGGCACCAAAGGCCUAUAAAGCACUAUUUCCUGACUUUGUGAGCAGGGCAGGGUGCCAACCUUCUUUGAUCUCCUAGCAACCACGACCUGCACACAGAUCUGAUCCUGGAGCCUGGGUCUCCAUCCUCGACUCCCUGUCUUUUCCAGACCUCGGCUCUGGGUCUCCAUUUACUCAUCCAUGAGAGAAUCUGGCUGGAGCAGGAACAGGCAGACAGAUCCACGAACAGAACGGGGCUGCAGAGCUUGGUCCCGGUAAACAGGGGAGCUUAGUAUGUGAGAAAGGUGCUGAUUCCAACCCAGUGUGCACAGCCGCUUAUGACACAAACCGCAGGGGCACCCGGCCCGAUCUUGGAAAACGGAUCGGAACCCUUUCCACCUACCUUCCAUCAAUCUAUUUCUGGAGGGUCAAGUCUUCAACAUAAAAGCCAAAAUCAGAACAAAUCAUCAAUGAAUAUCUUUAUAAAUCAUCUUAGAGUGGAACAAGCCUUUCUUUGGAUAGCAAAAUUAACAAAACAACAGACACCGACAGGAAACAGAAAACAAAAGCCAGAAAGUAGAUGAGUGAUAAAUAGGUCUGCAUAAAAAAUUUAGACAUGACAAAUGUAUACGAACUCUCACUGGCCAAUAGGAAAAAUCUCAGGAACCCACCGGAAAAGUGGGCAAGGCAUGAAUGGGCAGUUCACGGAAAAUAAAUCUAAGUGACCAGUAAACCUGAGAAGAGGUGCUCAGCCUUCCUUUUAAAUAAAGAGAUUCAACUUAAAACUGGCACAUGCUGCUUCGUAUUCUCAAAUGGGCAAAGAUCAGAAUGUUGGACAUGACGGUGGUGCUGUGGUCCUGACCUCCUCAUGCUUAUCAGGGAGACCUUUGACCCCGAGGAUUUAGCGACCAACAGAACCAACACAGCCUCCCCCUCUGCGUGGGUCUCUUUGUUAGUCUCUGUGUUUUCCUCUCCCUCAUUUUCUCUCCCCAUUCUGUUUCACAAAAUUGCUUUUCACAAUUCUCUCUUGAAUUAAGCUGAGAAAUAAAUCCAAGCUACCAGCUUCUUAUCCAAUUCAUAAUGACUAUUACCGGUAGAAAUGAACAAAACAAAAUUUGACAAUGGUUGAAA
Molecule: messenger RNA, 4439 nt
Organism: Pteropus alecto (black flying fox)
Lineage: Eukaryota; Metazoa; Chordata; Mammalia; Chiroptera; Pteropodidae
Gene: AFMID
Product: arylformamidase
Exons: 11
Source: RefSeq, a predicted model, not a curated record